Messenger RNA from Letharia columbiana, 3306 nucleotides. RefSeq lists its product as uncharacterized. Gene Ontology annotation, cellular component: prospore membrane. The record is from RefSeq and is a predicted model, not a curated record. Gene Ontology annotation, biological process: protein localization to prospore membrane; ascospore-type prospore membrane formation. Bases 1 to 3306 code for a protein of 1101 amino acids. The transcript has 3 exons. NCBI's taxonomy places the organism in Eukaryota, Fungi, Ascomycota, Lecanoromycetes, Lecanorales, Parmeliaceae.
AUGACUUCCAGCCAGUCCACGGAGCCUGGGACCCCACUUGGUAAUGACUUGGAGCCUGGAUCGUAUACUGCUCUCCGUUUGAAACAUGCCUCAGCCGAACAUGUACACCUCACAACCCGCCGCUGCUUCAUUGGCCCAAUCCCGGAAGGAUGGCUCAAGAGCCACCGCAAAUCGUGGUACUCGCGAUACCUGCUUUCAGAUUACUCUUCGCGAGCUGUAACGUUCUCAGCAAAGCCAGGCAUAUCCCACCAGAGGCAAAUUACAGGUCUUGAUGGGCCGUCGGCAAGCGCUACGUUUAGCCGCAGCUUCCCCCAGCCAGAGGACGUUGAUGAGGAGCCAGAGGAGGCUGAUAAUACCAACCCAAGCGAAGACGGGCACCAAGAAACCGAACACGAAGAGGGGGGAGAUGGAAUGAGUCGGCUGGAAGCACAAUCUACCGCCAUAGAGACCGGGCAUGGCAGUCCUGAAGUGCAUUCUCCCAACGAGGAACCUCAUACUCCAGUGAAGCGGCGGCCGACAUUCAAGGACAGACUCAGCCCUAGCCAAUCCAAACACAAGUCUAGCACCUCAUCCUUCGUCACUGCCCCCACAAGGCCGCGAAGAGCCUUCAAGUCGAUGAUGCCUUCGCUAAGCCCACUCAAAAGCCCGCCUGCUGCGUCUUUCGUAACGGCGAAAGAGAACCAGACCCCAAGGAAAACCAUUGGAGAGAUCACAAACAUUGAGAUCAACAAGCCAACCAAGUCUUUCGAUUCUGCCCAACCUCAGCCAGGCUCGUCUCCAGAGACUCCUGGAAGCGUCAUGUUCCCUAGGUCAAGCAAUGGUGAUAUGGUGAACCAGGCCACUAAUCCCAACUCGACCGAUGCACUCAUACCUCACGGUCCCUCUGGCACUUCUGGUGGCACAUCUCCAGUUAUAGGAGCCAAAGACCCGCCGCAAGGUCGUGGGGCUGGUCGAGAGCAAGGACAGCAAAUAACGGCAGGCGGCAUGGUCAGAUUCGACCUCGCCGAUCAAGGUGAACGCAGAGACAAUCUGACAACUUUUGAUUCAAGGAAAUUUGGUCCUCAGCGGGCAUGGAAGCGACUCCGAAAGGACCGGUCCCACCCAGGAGAGAUCGUCAAGAUGGAGAAGAUGCUGGUGCGGGUAGAUUCCACUAUGCAAGAGCUUCCGCCUGAUUACAAUGAGAACGACAGUUUGAAAACGUCAGCUCGUACAGUUGAGAAGUGGAGAGAAUUCGUGGUUGUCUGCAGAGAGAGCACCACGGAUGAUGCAGAAUUCUCCAUUCAGCUGUAUAAAACGCGAGUCAUACCCUCGAAAGAAGAGACCCACGUACAGAAGCGCUCAACACACGAGAUACCGCUAGCUCGUAAAACCACACACGUGAAUCUCUACUCAUCGCUCGAUAAGACGGUGGUGAUCUGGGUUCCAUGGAGAGCAGGAACGAUGAUGUACAUUCUCCGAACUCACUCAUCGGCUAGUGCUGUCGAAUGGUAUACUUUCAUUCGUCGCAGUCUGGGUGAGCAAUGUGUCACAUCCCUGCAGGUCAACGUGCCCGACUUGAGUGUUACCCUGCAGCUUGAUAAUCCCUUCGGUGAAUUGGAGACAUCGAUUGAUGCGGCACAAGCGAAUAAUGUGGACGAAGCAGCGAUGAACAGGACGAUGGAAGCCGAAAAAGCGGCCGCUAGUAAUAUCAUACAGCGAUCUCUCAAGAUGUUGGAGAACAACCCUGAGUGGUCGAAUGUGCUCGAAGCAUGGCUUGGGAAAGAGAAGAUUGGCCUGGCUUGGAAAAGAUAUGAUCGUCUGGAAUGGGUGCAUGGUGCUAACGAGCAGAAGAUGUAUGGCACAUUGGCGAUGGAGCGAACACACGAGCUAGAGCUGAGACCGAAGGACCAUUACCUGACACACAUAAAGCCCAAAGGCGGAGAAGCUAUGGACGAGCCUGCGCCUGUAGAGGGGUUUCUAGUACGCCUUACGUCCCAGAAGGGCAAUGUUAGAAGGCUCGGGAAAAUGUACUUCAAGAGGUUGUAUUUUGCCACUCACAACCAAUUUUUAUGCUAUUGCAGACCGGCAAAGGCGUUGCCUCCACCACCACCAAAGCUUUCGUUGUCAAGAAAUGCGAAGGUUCCGAGCGCAAGCGAGAUCGUUCAAAACACCCCUUUGAUCUAUGCCGUCAAUCCUUACCCCAACAAGGAUGGCGAGAUAGAAUGGCUUCACCAAGCAGCGACAGCAAAUAAAACACGCCAUGACGAGGACGCAUAUAAGGAAGCUGAGCGCAACAUGAACACACUGCUCCAAGCUGAGGGUUACAUCAACCUAAGUCAUGUGGUUCGGGUUCAAAUUGCGCAACGGGGAAAUUCCGUAGCGGACGAAAAUGUUGGCCAAGGACAAGAUGUUGACUUUCACGAGGAAGUGGAGGACACCGGGCAGGAUGACGGCAAAAUUGAUCAAUUCGAUGACAAUCGCACCUUUGAGCUAGUCAUGAAGAACAAGCUGGUCAUCAGGCUGCAGGCUUACAAUGAAACAACUAAGAAGGAGUGGAUACAUCGGCUUCGAAAACUUGUUCGGUAUUGGAAGGUUCGCCUUGCUGCUGACGUGGAUUUGUACAAAACAGUGCGGGCCAUGAAUCUGAAGCAACUUGAUGUCGAUGAAGAGUCGGAAGCUUACAUCGGUCAAUUUGGUUCAAAGUGGGAGGUCACUAGAUCAGUGGCUUCUCCAAAGCUAUUCAACAUGUGCGGUGUAUCCUGCUGCCGCGCUAUCACUAUGGCAGGAGUAUUGUACCGCAAGCCAAAGCGACAUUCAACCUUUCAACGCUGCGGGGUGAUUCUCUGCCAUGGCCAGGUUUUGAUCUUCCACGGAACCCUUCGCGAGCGGACUGGAAAGGAAGUCAGACAUAUCCAGCAUGAACGACAAGCAGCAGUUGAUCUAAAGAACUGCUACAUCUACAGCGGCCUUGUUACAGAAGGUGAUCUUCUUUACCAGAACCAGACCUUCGACAGCAAUCACCCAGGCCAUCAUGCCCUUCCCCGAGUGUAUCUUGAAGAUGGCUGGACUUCGACGGACGAGGAUACAAUGACUACCUUCGUCAUCUGGCAGCCCCAGAGCAAAUCAUUAUUCAAGGCAAACGAGCAGCAGGAAUCGGGUAAAACGAGGCAGCGGCUUCGGUAUGUGUCAAGGCUUGGUAUGCCUGGUCGGUCGAUUGUAUUCAAGACGCGGAGCAGGGCGGAGCGUGACCAUUGGGUCAUGAGUAUCGGAAUGGAGAUUGAUCGCUUGCAGGUCGGUGAGGAUAUUCGGGUUAUCGAUAAGAGUUAG